AUGAACGGAACUUGUGCUGCCCUUUAUACCCCUGAUACAAAAUGGAGCUUCUGUCCCAACAUCGGUGCCGCCUACUUGUUUACCGUCCUAUUCCUUCUCACCACUUUAGUUCACUUGGCUCAAGCUAUCUUCUAUAGAAAGGCAUACUGUUGGGUCGUUGUAGCAUCAGGACUAGCACAGAGUCUUGCGUAUAUAUUCAGAGUCGCUAGUAUAAAAAGUCCUGCCAGUUUUGGAGAUUAUGCAGCUUGGUUUGUUCUGAUUUUGAUUGCACCACUUUUCACAAAUGCCUUCACAUAUAUGGUCAUGGGAAGGAUGAUCUGGAACUAUAUCACAGAUGCUACGAUAUGGAAAAUAACGGCAUGGAGAUUUGGACUCUACUUUGUGAUUCUAGAUAUUGUAGCACUCCUCAUUCAAGUUUAUGGAGCUGCGUCUGCGUCCAGUGACACCGCAACUCAAAGUGAAAUCUUAGAUGGCCUUCAUGUCUAUAUGGUUGGUGUUGGAAUACAGCAAUUCUUCAUCUUUGUUUUCCUCUUCUUCGCCUUCAAGUUUCAUCAGACACUUCGCGACCAGUCCCGUCGAAACUCCUAUACUCCACGACAAGCAUGGUCCUUACUCUAUGCCUUAUAUGCAGUCAUAUUACUGAUUACUAUCAGAAUUAUUUUCCGUCUUGCUGAAUACUCCCAAGGCCUCAAAAGUAGCAUUCCCAAUCACGAAGCAUUCCAGUACUCUCUCGACUCUGUACCAAUGUUUUUUGCUCUCGUUAUUCUUAACAUCUUUCACCCUGGUCGCAUCAUGGCGGGUCAAGAUUCAAGUAUUCCAGGGAGGAAAGAGAGGAAGGGCGUCGACUUCAGAACAAAGAUGCAGAAGAUUGGAAAUAGCGACAUUGACGAAGUUCAGAUGGUGUAA
Botrytis porri is the source of this 906-nucleotide messenger RNA. RefSeq lists its product as uncharacterized. Gene Ontology annotation, cellular component: membrane. The transcript is spliced from 6 exons. The record is from RefSeq and is a predicted model, not a curated record. The coding region runs from base 1 to 906 and encodes 301 amino acids. NCBI's taxonomy places the organism in Eukaryota, Fungi, Ascomycota, Leotiomycetes, Helotiales, Sclerotiniaceae.